This is a messenger RNA of Pectinophora gossypiella (pink bollworm), 1656 nucleotides long. Its product is annotated as dipeptidase 1-like. The coding region runs from base 1 to 1365 and encodes 454 amino acids. The record is from RefSeq and is a predicted model, not a curated record. Gene Ontology annotation, biological process: proteolysis. The transcript has 2 exons. Lineage: Eukaryota; Metazoa; Arthropoda; Insecta; Lepidoptera; Gelechiidae. Gene Ontology annotation, molecular function: metallodipeptidase activity.
AUGAGCAGCGCAGUUCCACGAGCGGCAGUACCAGAGGGGAUGACGUUCCCCGGGCCUUUGCCGGACGUGGCGGAGCGCUGCGGGCGGUGGGCGCCGGACUCGUUGUCGGCGUCGGCGUCGGGCAGCUCCGACGAGAAACCGCUACCGCGCCGGCCGCGCUGGCGCAUCGCGCUCGCUGCGCUCGUCGUGCUGGCCGCGCUGGGCGCCGCGCUGGCGCUGCCGCUGGCGCUCGGUGGCGGCGGCCGCGCUACGCCCGAGCAGCGGCUAACUACCAUACGCCGCAUGCUGCGCGACUCCCCUUUAGUCGAUGGCCACAACGAUUUAGCCUGGAACGUCCGGAAAUUUCUUCACAAUAAAAUCGGUGAAUUUAACUUGAGCGCUGGUCUCGAAGGUCUCGAGCCGUGGGCGAAGUCGCGCUGGUCGCACACUGAUAUCCCACGGCUGAGGCUCGGACAGGUCGGCGCGCAGUUCUGGUCGGCGUAUGUUCCGUGUGGCGCCCGUGAUCGCGAUGCAGUGCAGCUCGCUCUUGAGCAAAUGGACGUUAUUAAGCGUAUAGUAGAGAUGAAUGCGGCUCACCUCGCAUUGGUGACGGAUGCGGCGGAACUACUGGAUGCGCACCGUGAUGGACGCAUUGCGUCGUUAAUAGGCGUAGAAGGAGGACAUGCACUCGGUGAUUCCCUUGCGGUGCUGCGAGCUUUUUAUCAGCUCGGCGCGCGUUACCUCACGGUCACGCACACCUGUGACACCCGGUGGGCGCGCGCCGCCGGCACAAGCGGCGGACUCACAGAGUUUGGUCGCGCCGUGGUACGAGAAAUGAACCGCCUCGGUAUGAUCGUCGAUCUUUCACAUGCAGGCGAAGAAACGGCAAGAGAUGCUUUAGAAACAUCACAAGCGCCUGUGGUGUUCUCACAUUCCGGAGCAGCAGCCUUGUGCAAUUCGAGUAGAAACGUACCGGACGAGCUCCUCCGUAUGAUAGCUGCAAAUGGGGGCGUAGUGAUGAUCAAUUUCUAUGCUAAGUUAGUGACAUGCGGGGAACGAGCCACUGUGGAGGACGUAGUGGCGCACAUCAACCAUGUGCGGCGCGUGGCCGGCGUCGAACAUGUGGGGCUGGGCGCAGGCUAUGACGGCAUCGACGCACCGCCGGAGGGGUUGGAGGACGUAUCGCGCUAUCCGCACCUGUUGGCGGAGCUGCUGCGCGACCCGGACUGGAGCGAGGAGGACGUGCGCAAGCUGGCCGGCAUGAACGUGGUGCGCGUGCUGCAGCACGUGGAGCGCGUGCGCGACCAGUGGCGGCGCGCAGCCGUGCUGCCGGGCGAGGAGACGGCGGGCGCGCGCCGCGGCGAGUGCGCGUACGGGCCCGCGUGACGUAGGCUGCGCGCCGCGCGCUCCCGCGGCCCCCCUCGUACUGCUCAAUAUUGACACUUGUUGAACGUAGUUAUACAUGUAUAUUAGUGUCCAAAUGUGAUUUAGCGAUUAAAAUAAUCUUUACCUGACCUGAUGCACAAAUGUUUAGCUAAGGAGCCGCGCGCGCUGGGCGCUUCGUCUCGCGUCGGCCCGCCGUGGUCUGCCCGCUGAACUCUUCUCCAUCCAUGCACACGAAUUCGUUGACGAAAGCCCAAUGCGAACCGCGAUUUAUAUGAUGUGAGCAUGAUGAUA